Molecule: messenger RNA, 7477 nt
Organism: Epinephelus moara (kelp grouper)
Lineage: Eukaryota; Metazoa; Chordata; Actinopteri; Perciformes; Serranidae
Gene: plcl1
Product: phospholipase C like 1
Exons: 12
Coding region: 916-4407 (1163 amino acids)
Biological process (GO): lipid metabolic process; intracellular signal transduction
Molecular function (GO): phosphatidylinositol-4,5-bisphosphate phospholipase C activity
Source: RefSeq, a predicted model, not a curated record
CAUUGGCUGCCCCGCGCGUCACUCCUGAUCUCGGGCGGCAUGUGGGAGGAGCCCGGUGGAAACAUGACGGGAGGGGUGGCGGGUUAGAGGCGGUGCGACUGUCAAUUGUGUUCCCUAUUCUCGUCAAAAGUCGGCUGUUGUUGCCGUUGAGUCAAACCAAGACGGUCCUGGACGCUGUGUUUAGUCAGAGCAGUGCGCUCCACGCUGACACGUGAACGCGUCUUCUCUUUUCUCGCCGCAAACGGAAGCGCAACUUCGCUCCUUUUUUGCACUUUGACAUCGCAGUGUUUUGGGGGAGAGGAGGAGGAGGAGUAGGGUUUCGUGUCGCCUCGGAGCCAAACGCUGGAUUGUUGUCAAACAUUUCUUCUCACCAACACCUCGUCUCGCUUUCACCGUUUCUCGUCACGCACUGAGGCUUUGUGCGUUUUUCUGGUGCACAGAAAGGGGGUGUCUUCACCGCCUCGAGGCAAAGCGGCAAGACUGGGCACGGUGAAGACUUGUUGCGCGCAUCCGGGGAGCGCACCAGUCCAGUUUUCAUCCAAGUCCAUGUACAGUACCUGCGUGUGAUGCUUUGAUUUGAGCUGCGGGUCUGUGAGUGGAGCAUGGACUGUGGAGAUGAGCUCAGCCUGAAGUCAGCACGGCUCGCUGCUCUGUGACUAUGACAAUCUGCCCAUAAUUAACCAAACUGGACUGAUUAGUUUGCUCCGGUGUGUGUGUGUGUGUGCGUGUGUGUGUGUGUGUGUGUGAGAGAGAGAGCUGCUACCGAGCGGCUGAUGCUUCAGGAAAAAACAUUUCUCCUUUAAAUGGCAUCCACGCGCAGCAGAGUCAAACUUUAUUCGGGUCAGAUCCGACGACUUGAUUAAUUUUCCUCCCCCGGUGUUUCAAAUCGAGCCCUGCCUCUCUCUUCUCAUCGACAUGUCUGAGCGUGAUGGAUAUGGAGACGGGCUGUGCAGCGACGGAGCGCAGGACUGCAUCCCGCCGAGAGCGUCCCGCGGCCGGCGGAGCGGUGUCAUCCUCCCCGGUGGAGGUGGCGGCCAGGACACCGACACCAUCCUCCUGGAUUCGGUGAAGGCGGCACCGCGCCGGAGCAGCAUCAUCAAGGAUCCCACGGUGCAGAAGGUGGGCGGAGGCAGAAAGAAGACUGUGUCCUUCAGCAGCAUGCCCUCUGAGAAGAAGGUGAGCAGUGCUGCAGACUGCUUGGCGUUCAUGCAGGGCGGGUGUGAACUGAAGAAGAUUCGGCCCAAUUCCAGAGUUUACUGUCGUUUCUACACUCUGGACACCGACCUCAGCUGCUUACGCUGGGAGCCGUCUAAGAAGGACGGGGACCGGGCUCGACUGGACGUCUCCAGCAUCCGAGAGGUUCGUACGGGGAAGAGCACCGAGACGUUCCUCCAUAACGGUCCUCUCUCUGAGCACCUGGCUGAGGAAGCAGCCUUCUCCAUCAUACAUGGGGACGACUACCAGUCUCUGGACUUGGUUGCAUUGUCGGCAGAUGUGGCCAACAUCUGGGUGACAGGCCUUCGUUACCUGCUGGCCCACCCCUCAGUCAUUGGGGGUGGAGGUGGUGGUGGAGGAGGAGGUCUGAGUGAAGGAGGGGGUGUGGCGGUUGACGGCAGCCUGGGGGGCAAGAUGAGGAGUGAGUGGCUGGCGGCGGAGUUCGCCCAGGUGGAUGAAGACGGCUACGGCAUCGUGUCAGAGGACGUGGCCGUCGCCACCAUCUGUAAACUGUGUCCAGGUAUCAAGGAAGCAAAGGUACGACUGCGUUUUAAGGAGAUCCAGCGCAGCAAAGAGAAGCUGACCUCCCACGUGACUCGUGAGGAGUUCCAGGAGGCCUUCUGUGAGCUCUGCACCCGGCCUGAUGUCUACUUCUUGUUGGUGCAACUGUCAAAGGACCGCGAGUGUCUCGACCCUCAGGACCUCCGCCUCUUCCUGGAGACGGAGCAGGGUUUGUCUCUGGCGACGACCGAGGGCUGCUGGGAGCUGCUGAGGCGCUGCGAGCCGUCUGCCCAGGGCAGGGAGAGGGGGCUGCUGGGUAUGGAUGGAUUCGCCCGCUACCUGCAGUCUCCAGAGUGCCAGCUGCUCGACCCGGAGCACCUGGGAGUUUGUCAGGACAUGAACAUGCCUCUGUCCCACUACUACAUCAGCACUUCGUACCGCUCCUACCUGCUGGAUGAUCAGGUCCACGGCAGAGCAGACCUGGGAGGGCUGAUCAAGGCCCUGCAGUCUGGCUGUCGCUGCGUGGAGCUGGGAGUGACUGACGGCCCAGAGGGGGAGCCUCUCCUCGGGGUCGACUAUGGGCCAGAGAUCCCUCGCCACCAUCAUCACCACCACCACCAUCACCACCACCAUGCGCCUGUCACCAUCCGCUCAGCUCUGGAGGUGGUCAAUAAGUACGCCUUCCUGACCUCUCAGUACCCUCUCUUGGUGUACUUGUGCCAGCGUUGCUCUCCUGGCCAGCAGCGCACCAUGGCUCAGCACCUAAAGAAAGUGUUUGGCGCCCGUCUUUACACUCCAGAGGCGCUCCAUGUCAGCCUGGGGGGGCGAGCCACAACCUUACCCUCCCCCGAGCAGCUGAAGGGACGCAUCCUGAUAGUGGGGAAGAAGCUCCCUGCAGAGCAGGAUGGCUCUGAGGGGGAGGUAUCUGAGGAGGAUGAGGAGAUAGGAGGAGGGGGGCCUCUGGCAGGACGCCGAAUGACCAUCCCUGGUGAGGAGGAGCUGGGUGUGGUCUUGGUGGUGCCUCCACCCUCUCAACCCAGGAAGCUACGCCUCCACAGAGAGCUGUCAGACCUGGUGGCGAUCGCUCGCACGGGCAGCCGCAGCUUCUACGCGCAGAGAUCCAGUCACAAACAGGCUCAGCAGCAGUCACCACCCAGCAGCCCCUCCUCUCCCAGCACGCCAAUCCCUCCUGAGCCGCCUUAUUGGACGCUGUGCUCACUGGGUGAGGGAGAGGCCGGGCGGCUCACCACUGAGAGCCCAGAGGACCUCGUAAUGUUCACCAAGCGCACCCUGACCAGGGUGCGACCCAGCUCAGUGCGUCUGGACUCCAGUAACCCCAACCCACAGGGAUACUGGAAAGGAGGUGUCCAGCUCGUGGCCUUGAACCAGCAGACUCCCGGCGCCAUGCUGGACCUCCACAGAGGUCGCUUCUCGCAGAACGGAGGGUGUGGUUACGUUCUGCGCCCAGCUGUAAUGAGGGACGAGGUGUCGUAUUUCAGUGCGCACACGCAGGGCUGUGUGCCAGGAGUGCCGGCUCAAACUCUGCGGAUUAAGGUGAUCAGCGCCCAUAACCUGCCCAAGCCUCAGGGCUCAGGGGCGAAGGGCGAGGUCAUCGACCCGUAUGUGGUCCUGGAGCUGCACGGCGUACCAGCUGACUGUGCUGAACAGCGUACACGCACUGCUGCUCAGAACCAGGACGACCCGCUGUUUGAUGAGACCUUUGAGUUUCAGGUCAACAUGCCGGAGCUGGCCUUGCUGCGCUUCGUGGUGUUAGACGACGACUACAUUGGAGACGAUUUCAUCGGCCAGUACAGCGUGGCCUUUGAGUGCCUUCAGCCCGGCUACCGCAAUGUGCCCCUGCUGGGCAUGGCGGGAGACCCCCUACCCCACACCAGCCUGUUUGUCCACGUGGCGAUCACCAACCGGCGAGGAGGUGGGAAGGCCCAGCGGCGAGGUCUGUCUGUGAGGAGGGUGGGGAGGCGAGGGCGGGAGUACGUCACGCUGAGGCACACCGGCAUCAAGGUGGUGGAUGAGACUUUCAAAUCGGCCAGUUCUCCCCUCAAAGAGGCUACGGACCUGCGGGAGGAAGCUCAGAGCACCACCGCCAGCUUCAAAGAGCAGUGUGGGCUCCCCACGGUGGCCAAACUGAAGCAGUGCAUCCAGAGCCUGGCGACCAGGCUGCAGAGCCCCGAGGGACCCAUGGGGGCCACCAUGGUGCUGAAGGAGGGAUACCCGUGUCUGGAGGCUCUGGUCAACCUCUCAGAGCCGACACGCAAACUGCUCACUGCCUACGACACGAUGAUCGCCGCCCAGAAACAGCUGAUUGAGAACGCGGACGCCGUUCAGGAGAGGAUCGCCCAGGUGCAAAGAGAAGGCAUGGACUUCCACGAGGAUCUGUCUCGGCUCGGGGAGAAGGAGGGACUGAAGGGACGCAAGCAGUGCAAAGCUGUGGAGAGUUUCACCUGGAACAUCACUGUCCUCAAGGGUCAGAGCGAUCUGCUGCGAGGAGCUAAGAUGGAUUCCCUGGAUGCCCUGAGGCAGCUGGCUCUGGCCUGCGAAGCCUGUGGACUCACCUCCUCCUCCUCCUCCUCCAACUCCUCGUCCUCCACCUUCUCCACCGCCGAGCUGCACUACUCCUCCCACCCUCUGUCUGGCCGCCGAAGCAGCACGCAUGGCAACGGCCGCAUCUGAUGAAAAAGGGAGCGGACAGAGUAAUUACAGAGGAUAACAGAGAUGAGGAGAUACGAGAGAGAUGGAACAAAAAAGCACCACAGGAGACAGAGGCUUUUCUCUCUGGCAGUGUGUGUAUCCCUUUAUCCAGUGCAGUAUGUGUCUAGACUAGCCUAGACCGAAGCAGUGUGUCUGUUAAAGCCUUACGGUGAGGUCAUCAAUUUAUCACUGAAAGGUCCGGCCUGUAGAGAGGCUCAUCAUGAAUGUCGUAACUCAGCCGUGGAAAGGCAAAGAGAGACUCUCCACACGGGUUCUUGAACUUUUUGACGGCUCCUGCUUGCUUUUCUGUGAGAAAAUGUGUGACUCAAUAUUGUAACUCUGCGGGUUUUCCUCAUUAGACAGGAAAUAAUAGUCGCCUGAAUAAUUUGUGACAACGGGGCUGUCGUGAUGUUCACGGUCCUGUUGGUGUUUGGAGGUAGAGUGAGGAAUGGAGAUAUGAUGGCACGAGUUAUUCUCUGCCUCAGCAUUUCAGCUCGUCCCCUGGGAAGGCAACAAGAUCACCUGUGUGUGUGUGUGUGUGUGUUUACAGUGUUGCAAGUGGUGCUGUAAGCGACUGAUUGACAGGAUGUGACCCAGAAAAAACACACAGGUGGAGACAGAUUCAAGUAGCCUAUGUUUGUAAUGUAGUACUACUUCUUUAAACUCACAAAAGUUUUAUGGUAAUUCUAAUUUUCCUUUAGAUGCAACUGCAGUUAAUGCAACUGAACUCUCACAGCAGCUUCAAGUAGAAACAGACAACUUUUUAACUCCCCCCCUCUGGCAUUUCUGUCGUUCUGUUGUUACAGUUUGUGCCACGGUCGUAAAGACAACCGAAUUUUUUUCCUUUUCCCUCAGAGGCUAGCAACUCCCAACACACAGUCAACUCUGCAUUUUGUUUUCCACUAGGGUGUUUGACCGUCUGCCAUUACUGAGCUCGACUCAAGCCGGCUGAUGGUGUCAUCUGCAACUCAGCUGGUCAGAUCGCUGGCAGCUGGUUUUAACGCUGAUAAUUAGAUUAGAUAAUUGAGCUUAUCUAAAGUAUCACUGGUUAUUAAUGAGGUUUGGGAGUUUGGACAGAUUAAACGUCUUGUUCAUUCAAACAUUGGCUAAUUUAUCUAAUUGACUGCGUUGGUUCUUUCCAGACAUGAAUCUCUUAAAUGGGGAUAGCUGCCGAUAGCUACAAAGGAAAACAAAAGCGCUGCCCUCUUCCCGCUUUCGUUGCGCAGUGGUUUGACGCUGCAUUUUGUUUUGCCACAGUUAAUGUGGUUGUUCCACGAUGGUGGAUGGUAACUGAAAAGAAUAUAAGUCCAGUUCAGACCAAAGAUUUGUGCCGAGAUGAAACCGUUUUAGAACGUUGCGGUGAAAAGUUGCAGCGGUGUGAACUGGCCGGUCUGAGCUUGACUCAAGCCAGCUGAUGGUGUCACCUGACACUCAGCUGGUCAAAUCGCUGGCGGCUGGUUUUAAAGCCGAUAAUUCGAUUAGAUAAUUGAACUUAUCUAAAGUAUCAGUGCUUAUUAUGAGGUUUGGGAGUUUGGACAAAUGAAACGUCUUGUUCAUUCAAACAUUGGCUGACUUAUCUAAUUGACUGCGUUGGUUCUUUCCAGACUUGAAUCUCUUAACAAAAGCUGGACUUCUUGUCUGGUCUGUUUCUAAACUUUUAACGAGAGUACACAAAGAUCCGCUUGCAACUCUGAGCACACACACCUUUCAUCAUCUAACUGCUACGCUCAUGUAUUGUGUGAAAUAACCAGCAGCACACAUACACAGACACACACACACACACACACACACACACAGGCUCUUGUUAUCUCCACCAGCCCGUCAUGUUCACUUGGAGAGGGGACGGCUGAAACGCGAGGAGAAGAGGUGUAGCGAAGAGGAGACACGGUAAUUGGAGAAGUUGCGGAUGUGUGUUGAUACUGUAGUACAACAUGUCUGCUGUAGUACAUGUGUGGAUCACAUAACCUCCUCACUAUACCAACAUGUGGAGCAAAGUGACGCUCAGAGACUGUACAUGUGUUAGUGUGUAGAACAGAUGCCUGCAGCAGUGAUGAAGUACACAGUAUUGAUGUAGCAAUAAUAAGUUACGGGAGAGUGGGCGAGGGUGUGUAACUCAGUGUGACGUGACUGAAGGAGUGACAACAGUAACUUUAUAGCUCAGUGAUGCUUUUAAAUGUGUUUGAAAAUGGUGUCCAGCAGGUGCUACUGAUCUUAGCUCAUAGGUGUGCUUACCUGUAAGUGAUGGCGUUCCACUCGGCCUUUUGAGUUCAACUGUGUGUUUCUUCUUGACGCAGGCAAACACCUGAUACCUGUUCUUUUAACUCAGCUUUUCUACUCAUAUUCUUGUAUGUUGUGAUGCUGCGUUUGAACCAAACCUGACAAAGUGAUGCUGAACAACACACAGGACUAAGCUAACAGAUUAGACGCUGAUCUUUUCUCUCUUGAACAAAAUUUUAUCUCCAGUGUUGGUGAUUUACAGGCUUUAUACUAAGUUGAAGGAUUACAUGUUUUAAGUCGUUUAGUUUAAAGGGUAACUUCAGUGUUUUUGCUCUGUUUUUGUUUCUAAGUGAUAAACGGGAACAACAGUUUUGAAACUGGUCCAGUACUGAGCGAGGAGCUGACCACUGUCAACCUAUGGAAAGAGAAAGACCUUUAUGUUUAAGAGUAAGAGUAAAGCUAAAAACACGCUGGUGCUGCCACUGCGUGUCAAGUGAAGCGUGUCAAGUGCCGCCCUUUACACAUGCUGGGCGUGUUGCGCUGCAGCUCGACGACCAUGCAAAGUACUUAAACUGAAAGAUUUGUUCUUCCUCCACCUCCGCAUGAGCCUAAAAUCAUGUGUGGAGGGCCACUAAUUAAAAUUGAUUUCUCACCUGAAGAGCCCAGGAAGUAUCUUUUAGGCCAUUGUCUUCAUAACAACGGGACUGUGGGUUGUUUAGCUUGGGGUUUUUUCGACCUCAACAAUGAGUCUCUCCUCAUCCAUUUGUCAUGACACAUGAGACACAGCAACAGCUGCAGAGUUCUCUUUAUACAUCCAUGGUGAGGAGAGGACAAC